Molecule: messenger RNA, 1608 nt
Organism: Striga asiatica
Lineage: Eukaryota; Viridiplantae; Streptophyta; Magnoliopsida; Lamiales; Orobanchaceae
Source: the annotation of a GenBank genome assembly
ACCAGAACCAGCUUCCAUGCCAAGAACCAGCCUAAACAAACACACAAAUCCCAUGCCGAGGAAACAAAAUCAGAUUAUUGUUCAACCACAAGAGAUUGGAAAAGGCUCAAAAGUCCUGAGAGCAGUUUCUUCAAGACUCCAUGUUCAAAUAUCAGGCCAAGUUACACAAAACCCACCAAUUAAAGAAAAUAUCCACUCAUCUGGAAAGACUCAUGCCAAUUGGUUCACUUCAAUUUACUUUCCAGCAAAAAUGAGAAAAUUUGAACACAAAUACUCUAAAAGAAGCAGGCCUAAUAUUCAGUAGCCAAAGUCAAGAGUCAUACAGCAAAAGAGGUACGCUAGCAGGUAAAAUUUCACAACACAGAUCAAAAAACACAGUAAAAUACCCCAACAAUUGACUUAAACACAAACCAUAUAGAUCAAGAGAUCGAGAGAGAGGGGUUCACCGGAGAACAGCACGGAGAGGCUAAAGACAACAGCGAGAAUGGGACGAAGAAGAAGAAAGACAAAGUAAUCCCAAUUGGAGGUGAAAACUGAGUCACCGGCAAAAGACUCCAUCUUGGAUCUCGCCGGAGAAUGGUUGUUUCGAACUCACGAAAGGCAACUGUCAUCGUAAAAAAGAUGCUAUGAAGGCGUAAACCGCGACUUUUCCAAUGUUAAAAGUAACUAACACUUUCUUGUCAAAAGUAAAAAUAAAAAGUAUAAAAUGAAAUUGGGAAUUGGGCUUCGCGGGUGUAGAACGCGGAACCUCUCGCACCUAAACGACAAGUAGAACUUAAAACCCUCGUAAGUUCAUCGAUUUGAGGGUUUUUCUCUAUCGGGGGGCGAAAAUGGCGAGAAAUGCUCUGCUUCAUCUGCUUCGAUCUCAAUCGUCAACAAGCUUCCGUUCAGGUCAUCCUCUCCUGGCCAGAGCUGGUCAACGCGCCCAUCCCAUCACCCCUAACAACAUUUUCCUCCAAACCCGAUUCUUAUCCCAGCCAGACGAAUCCAAAAUUUCAAUUGGGCCACGCAAAGAGUCGCACGUUGAAGAUGAAGAGCCCGGUAUCGUGUACCACGGGCCCAUAUCAAACACAAUCAAGAAAGUAAAACUCCUCUCCCUCUCCACUUGCUGCCUCUCGGUCUCUCUAGGCCCCGUCAUCACCUUCAUGACUUCCCCUGACAUGAACGUCAUCCUGAAAGGGGCCGUGGCCUCAACAGUCAUUUUCUUGAGCGCCUCGACCACAGCUGCACUCCACUGGUUCGUGAGCCCGUACGUGCACCGGCUGAGGUGGCGCCCAGGGUCGGACGAAUUUGAGGUUGAGAUGAUGACGUGGCUUGCCACGUACGCACCCAGGACCAUCAAGUUUGCGGACAUUAGGCCACCCGAGACAAACCGCCCCUUUGUGUCGUUCAAGGCCAAUGGGGAUUUCUACUUUGUGGAUGCCGAGCACUGUCAUAACAAGGCCUUGCUGGCGAAGCUGACCCCUUCGAAGCAAGGGCGCGAGUCGGCUUUUAAGAACUUGUGAUGGUGUUUGUUGAGAAAUUUAUGAAAUGUUAUGUGUUCUNGGAAACUUUGCUUAUGCAAUAAUGUGAUUUUGUUUUGGGAAUUGAGUUGGUUCAAUCUUUGAU